This is a messenger RNA of Aspergillus mulundensis, 1014 nucleotides long. RefSeq names its product RNA polymerase II mediator complex subunit MED27 domain-containing protein. Gene Ontology annotation, cellular component: mediator complex. The transcript is spliced from 2 exons. The record is from RefSeq and is a predicted model, not a curated record. Bases 1 to 1014 code for a protein of 337 amino acids. Lineage: Eukaryota; Fungi; Ascomycota; Eurotiomycetes; Eurotiales; Aspergillaceae.
AUGGAACAAUCGCCCUCUUUCAAGACCAGCGAGCUUAAGAACAAAACUUACACGACCAUGCCAGAGUCGGCUUCAACUGUGGCUCUGAAUACCGCCCCAGAAGAUGAUGCCGAGCCCGCCCUCGACCCUGAACUUCUCGACCAGGAGUUGCAGCUGGUAUCCUCGCUUGCAAAACUCCAGAAACUGGAAGAGAUGAUCCAUCAACUUCGGACUCUGCUACCUGAGCGCUUACUAGAGCCGCUCGCACUAAUCAUCAACCUCAAGGCUGCUACUGCUGUCUCCGUCCCGAACUCCCCUCAGGCAUUGUACCAACGGCUCUCGCAAUCCGCCUCUGAUGGUGUGCGCGAGGUCGAAACCUUCAAAUCUCUGUGGCGCGGGCGAGAAAUGAAAGCCGUCUGGGAGCGGGUCGACACUCUGAUCUAUGAGAAUGCGGGCCAGCUCCUGCAGUCCAAUGGCAUGUGGCAAGAGGACUACGACAAGAUACUUGAAGAGAUCGCGAAGCACGAUGCCGCCAGAAAGGAGAAGCAGCAGAGGGCCAAGGAGGAAGAGGAGCGCUCGCAGUUGCAGUCAGCGGAAGGUGGCUGGCGGGCACUUGUCGAGGAGUAUUCCCAGACGGGCUUUCCUGGAAUGCGCGUGCUGCCGCCAAGGAGAGAUUCGUCAUUUGUUGUCCUGCUUCCGAAGGUUGGGCUGUCGUUCAAGGUCAAUGCCAUUGGUACGGGUCAGGAGGAUGUCCCUGAGUUCAACGUCACUAGCAAGUCGUCGUCAGCAGAGCCCGCGUCAAAGGUUGAGAGCACGGUAUUGGGCUGUCUCAACGCUCGUCCUAGAAAAUGGGACCUGAACUAUCUCUUCGGAAUGAUUCUAUCAUAUUCUAAUCUAUUUCAAACAACCUGUGCGAAAUGCGGCAAAAUGCAAGACCAAGCAGCCAACCUCCCGACACUCCGUCGCCUCAACCCAACAACACCACAACCCGAACAGCUCCCGACAUUCGAAGCCUACCACGCAACAUGCGUCUGA